CAAGGCACUGGGCCAAGCUGAAGGGUGCCUCUGAAUCGCGGCGUUUUCUGCUUCUUGUUGGAUUUGGCAUUUUCUUUUUUGCUCCUGCCCCAGGUUGGCUUUCGGACGAAAUGAUCGAGGAACCCUUAAACCCAGGCCACUACAACAUCAGCCAAGUGGUUUCCGAGACCGUGCCAGCCGUCACUUUGCCUCUCUUGUUGGUGAUGGGCUUCCUUUUACUCAUGUGGAAUUUUGAAGAAACCUCAUCAAUACCAGGGCCUGGCUAUUGUAUGGGCAUCGGCCCGCUUCUGUCGCACUGGAGGUUUCUUUGGAUGGGUGUGGGGAGCGCCUGCAACUACUACAACGAGAUGUAUGGUGAAUUCAUGAGAGUUUGGAUCAACGGAGAAGAGACCCUCAUUAUUAGCAAAUCUUCGAGCAUGUUCCACGUGAUGAAACACGGACACUACAUCUCCAGAUUCGGGAGCAAGCUGGGCCUAAAGUGUAUUGGGAUGCACGAGAACGGCAUCAUUUUCAACAACAACCCGGCUCUUUGGAAAGAAAUCCGCCCCUUCUUCACCAAAGCUCUGUCGGGUCCAGGUCUUGUGAGGAUGAUUGCUAUUUGCGUUGACUCAACGAGAGAACAUCUGGAUCGUCUGGAGGAGGUGACGACCGAGUUGGGAAACAUCAACGCCCUGAAUCUUAUGAGGUGUAUCAUGCUGGAUACAUCAAACAGGCUUUUUCUGGGGAUUCCUCUUGACGAAAAUGCCAUCGUGCUCAAAAUUCAAAACUACUUUGACGCUUGGCAAGCGCUUCUGCUGAAACCCGACAUCUUCUUUAAGAUUUCGUGGCUGUACAAGAAAUAUGAGACGUCUGUGAAGGAUCUGAAAGAAGCCAUCGAAAUCUUAAUCGAGCAGAAGCGACAGAAGCUUUCCACCGUCGAGAAACUGGAGGAGCACAUGGACUUUGCAUCGCAGCUGAUUUUUGCACAGAGCCGUGGGGAACUAACGGGGGAGAAUGUGAACCAGUGCGUUUUGGAAAUGCUGAUAGCAGCCCCAGACACUCUUUCCGUGACCCUCUUCUUUAUGUUAGCACUGAUCGCUGAACACCCUCAUGUGGAAGAAGCAAUGAUGAAGGAAAUACAGGCUGUGAUGGGUGACCGAGACAUCCAGAGCGAAGACAUGCCAAAGCUCAAAGUGGUGGAGAAUUUCAUCCAUGAGAGCAUGAGAUACCAGCCGGUCGUGGACUUGGUCAUGCGCAAAGCCUUGCGGGACGACGUGAUCGAUGGCUAUCCUGUGAAGAAAGGAACCAACAUCAUUCUGAACAUCGGGCGCAUGCAUAAACUUGAGUUCUUCCCAAAGCCGAAUGAAUUCUCUCUUGAAAAUUUUGAGAAAAACGUCCCCCAUCGCUACUUCCAACCCUUUGGGUUUGGUCCCCGGGGCUGCGUCGGGAAGUUUAUCGCCAUGGUGAUGAUGAAGGCGAUCCUGGUCUCUCUUCUCCAAAGGUGCAGCAUCCAGACUCUCAAAGGCAAAGGUCUCGAAAGCAUCCCGAAAAACAAUGACCUGUCCUUGCACCCAAACGAAAGCCAGCCCUUGCUCGAGAUGGUUUUGGUACCGAGAAGGAAGGCAGCAGCCAGGAACCGGGAGGGCCAAUAG
Heteronotia binoei (common prickly gecko) is the source of this 1631-nucleotide messenger RNA. Its product is annotated as aromatase. The record is from RefSeq and is a predicted model, not a curated record. NCBI's taxonomy places the organism in Eukaryota, Metazoa, Chordata, Lepidosauria, Squamata, Gekkonidae. Bases 111 to 1631 code for a protein of 506 amino acids. The transcript has 9 exons. Gene Ontology annotation, molecular function: oxidoreductase activity, acting on paired donors, with incorporation or reduction of molecular oxygen; heme binding; iron ion binding.